CUUCCGAUCACCGACAAACUCCCAACCAAGAAAAAAAGAAAAAAAGAAAAAGAAAAAAAUCACUCAUUACUGAUUAGAACGACAACAAUGGCUCUGGCAGCCAUUUUUAAAAUCUUCCAUUGCCUCUCUCAUCAUCAUCACUCACUCCCACAUGCUUCCAAGAAACGCCUCAACCUUCCGAUUUAUGAAUCCCGAGAUGAAUGUUUCCCCCUUCUCUCUUCUUCCUUCUUCCAUUCUCGGAAUCCCCGUUUCUUCCUCCUCCUGAUUCUCUGGACAUUGCAACGGAAUUCAGAUGCUCUACUCCUCCUGCUGCUGCGUCCCACUCUGUUUUUGUUUUGGUCCUUAGAUCUCAUUUCCUUCUUUUGCCUUCCUUUUUCUUUCCCAGCUUUAUUCCCUCUUUUUCUUUUUCUUUUUCUUUGUCUUUAUCUUUUACUGCUCUCUAGAUUUGGUUUUCCAACUUCCUGUAGUUUUUUUUUUUUUUUUUUGUUUCUAAUGAGCUUCGACUUCGCUUUCGAACUAUGGAUGCUUUCUUCUUUUAACCUUUUUUAACUUCCGCUUCAUGAAUCUUGCGUUUCUGUUAUGCAAUGUGAGAUGAUUAUUUGUUAAAAUAUUUGGAAAUCUCUUUUUCUCUUUAAUUCUGUUUUGUUUUUUAGUUCUUGUCGGUGUAGCGAGAGACCAGGUUUGGGAGUUGUUAGAUCCUUGUAAUUAUGUUUUUCAAUUGGUUUGAGGAUACAGAGUGUGGGAUUCCUUCUAUAGUUGCUGUAAUAUUCUGAAUUUCUUUGUACCUUUUGGAUUCAUUUGAAGAGGAUGGUGAUUGAAUGUUUGAUUGCUGUAAUCCUUGAUUGAAGUUGGCGGCUACUGUUUCUGACUUUGAGAUUUUGAUGGAUUUAGUACAUUACGAUGAGCGACUGCUCAUCUAUUGAUUUCGAUUUUAUAAGGAGCCGAGUCAGAGUUCAGCAUUUUGUUUCAAUUUGAUCUAUAUUUUGCCUUUGCACGUUUCCAGAUUCAUAAAAUCUAAAGAUGACCUUGUAGUUGUUUGCCGUUUUCUUUCUACAGUUUCGUAAGAGGGUUUUCUUUUUGGCUCAUAAAUUUUAGUUAUCAUUACUAUUUUAUUUGUAUGGGAAACAAUAGUUCAAUGUUGAUGCUUCAUUCAUGUUGCUAGCAUGGCUUCGUUUUUCAAUUUAUUAUCCCUGUGGCUACUUAUUAGUGUUGCUCAUUGAUUUUUAUUUUAAUUGCAGGUUUUAAGAUAGUUUAACACCUAGAAUCGCCUGAGGAUUUAUCUCCUGAAGAGUUGUUGGAACCAUAUACUGAAGCAUCUACAAUACGUUUGAUCCUAGUUAACUUUACAGUGAUUCCAGUUGAUAGUGUUCCUAUUUGUAAUUGUUGGAAGUUUGAAUCUGUUAAAAAUGAAAGAGAUGGACAAGAGAAAAACUCCUGUUAAGAACCAGAGUAAACGAACUCCUAGAGCAGAGAGGAAAGAACGCAGACCACAGCAAGAGAAUAAUAACAAAACCAUGGAGGCUAAAGAAUCCAUACCGAAGGGAUCACAUAUGAAGCCGAACAGUUUAGUAAGCGAGUCAAGCACAAACAUGAAAUCCUCCAAUGUUCAUCAAAACUUGAUUACAGAUCAUGUUGCUGAUGCCAACAAGUUUGAGCUGGAGAAACAUCAAGACUCUGAAGCCAAUGUGAUUGCUGAAAGGGGGAAUGAGAAUGUUGUGGAUAAUAAAUGUACUGCAUUGGAGAAAGACGUGAGUCACAGGAAGGAAGAAAUUUCAGACUCAGAGACCAUGAUAGAUUCGAUUUCAUCAAAAAGUGAUUCAUUGACAACAAAGGAAGAGAAAGUAGAAAGAGCAUCAAAUUUUCCUGAAAAUAUUUUAGAAGAUAGCAGUUCAGAUUGCUCUCUUCAGAAUUCAAGUGAACAAGUUGAUAAUGAAGUAAAUAAAUCACCAUCCGAGGAAUUAUCUUGUACUCCAAAGAAAACAACAAACUCAGAUAGAGACCCACCAAGAGUUAAAAACAAGAAGUCUUCCAAAAGCAAUUCUAGGAGUGCAAAAAUUGUGCCUAAACCUUCAUCAGAGUCUUCUGAAGGAACUGAUUACCAGAUUGUUGACGAGGUAAAAGAUAUUGAAGUCUUGGAUGAGGCAUUAAAUGGUGUUCUCAGCAUUAGAAACGGUCCCGAUACUAAUGGUGUCCAUGACAAUCAGGCUGUUUCUGAACAAAAAAUUGAAGAAAUGGAAAAUAGAAUCGAUAAACUUGAAGAAGAGUUGAGAGUUGUUGCAGCUCUUGAAAUGUCUCUUUAUUCAGUAGUACCAGAGCAUGGGAGCUCAGCGCAUAAAGUGCAUACACCUGCUCGACGCUUGUCUAGAAUUUACAUUUAUGCUUGCAAACAUUGGUCUCAAGACAAGCGAGCCACAGUUGCAAAGAACAUUGUAUCAGGGCUAGUUUUGAUUGCUAAAUCAUGCGGGAGUGAUGUUCCAAGGCUAACCUUCUGGCUAUCAAAUACUAUUGUGAUGAGGGAGAUAACAUCUCAAACAUUUAGCAGCCUUCAUAGCUCAAAUCCAUUGAAAAAUUUUGUUGAUUCCAACAACAGUAGUCAGAAAAAUGGUUGGAAGCCAACAGCCGUUCAAUGGAGGAAUAGUUAUGGCAGUAAACAAGUAAAUUCAUACAUGCAAUCUGUAGAGGAUUGGCAAGAGACGGGAACUUUUAUGGCCGCAUUAGAAAAAGUUGAAUUCUGGAUCUUUUCUCGGAUCGUUGAGUCUGUUUGGUGGCAGUCAUUAACUCCAAAUAUGCAACAUCGAGACCCAUCCAAAAACAAAAUCAGGGAACGGUUAAUGGGACCUCCCUUGGGUGAUCAGCAGCAAGGGAACUAUUCAGUUAACCUUUGGAGAAGUACUUUCCAGGAUGCUUUCCAACGACUCUGUCCUGUCCGAGCAAGCGGUCACGAGUGUGGUUGUCUUCCUGUUCUUGCAAGAAUGGUUAUGGAACAGUGUGUUUCGAGGUUAGAUGUGGCAAUGUUUAAUGCUAUUCUUCGUGAGUCUGCCCAUGAGAUUCCAACUGAUCCUGUCUCAGAUCCUAUUGUUGAUGCCAAGGUUCUUCCUAUACCUGCUGGAGAUUUGAGCUUUGGAUCUGGUGCACAGCUAAAAAAUUCUGUUGGAAAUUGGUCUAGAUGGUUAACUGACAUGGUUGGCAUUGAUGCCGACGACUCUUCAGUAGAUCAACAUGGCAGCGAUUAUGACAUUAAAUCUGAUAAGGAUGGAAGGCCCCAAUCAUUUCCUCUACUUAAUUCGUUGAGUGAUCUCUUGAUGCUUCCAAAAGACAUGCUUACAGAUCGUUCAAUCAGAAAAGAGGUCUGCCCUUUGAUUAGUCUUCCUCUGAUUACAAGAAUACUUUGUAAUUUCACUCCUGACGAGUUCUGCCCCGAUCCCGUUCCAGGAACCGUCUUGGAGUCUCUUAAUGCUGAGAGUAUUGGCGAACAGAGAGUGUCGGGUUACUCGGGGAGGAACUUCCCCUACACAGCUGCUCCAGUUUUUUAUAUUUCUCCUUCAACAUCUGACGUGGCAGAAAAAGUUGCCGAGGCUGGAGGAAAAUCCCACUUGGAAAGAAACAUCUCUACCAUUCAGAGGAAGGGAUAUACGAGCGACGAAGAACUCGAGGAACUGAAUUCUCCUCUCUUGUCAAUUGUGGAUAAAUCAACUUUGUCUUUGACAUACAAUGCUCUUGGUAAUGGCGAACAUGAAGACGGUACAACAUUCAACAUGAGGUACAAACUCCUACGAGAAGCAUGGUCGGUAUGACUGAAUGCUCAAACAAGUCUUGUAUGUAUUUCAUUUACAGCAUAUAUACAUUGUUUCUUUUAUGAGACACUCAAUUUGAAUGAGAUAUAUAGAAAUAAAAUAGGGGGAAGUGUUAGCCGAUUUAGAUUAUCAUAGAAAGUAUCGGGUAUCUCAACCGAAUUUUCUUGUAAAUUGGAUUUGAGUUUUUGUUCUUAUACAUAAAUCAUGAACACAUUUAUAUAAAUAGCUUUAAUUAAUUUUUUUUUUGUA
Cucumis sativus (cucumber) is the source of this 4043-nucleotide messenger RNA. RefSeq lists its product as uncharacterized. NCBI's taxonomy places the organism in Eukaryota, Viridiplantae, Streptophyta, Magnoliopsida, Cucurbitales, Cucurbitaceae. Bases 1407 to 3794 code for a protein of 795 amino acids. The record is from RefSeq and is a predicted model, not a curated record. The transcript has 8 exons. Gene Ontology annotation, cellular component: nuclear pore.